GGAGCAGUGCGCAUUUUCUGUCGAUCUGAGGAGAGGACCACAACAUCUGAAGUGGCACUACUGAGCCGAAACGGACAGAUCAGAGAGGAAGGAAACACCGGAAUCUGACAACCGAGAGGGGACAUUGCGGGGUUUUAAUGCACAGAAAGGCAGGUAGCCAAUUUUUUGGACAAUCAGAGUUUGCAACAUCGGCCUAUUUUUUAAAAAUAAAUUGCUGCGGGGUGAGAACAUAGCUUUCAUUGCCAGUUGUGUGUUACAUUACAUAACCGAGUGGCAUUAGCUGUCCAAGGUGCUGAACUGAACGGUCGGAGCCUUUAACGGGACGAGCCGAGGGGAAUUCACAACCUUGCAAGGUCAUAGGCCUACCAGCCGGAGAAGAGGAUCCGCUUAGUGUACCACCGGGAAGCCGCCGGGUGAUAUUCAUACAAUUUUUUCAUCGUCCCGUGGUGAAAUACAUUCCUGAGGUGGUCGAUUCAACGGAGAGAAAAUGUCGGGGCAAACGCUCACGGAUCGCAUUGCCGCUGCGCAAUACCAGCUAACGGGAUCAGAUAUGGCCCGGGCUGUCUGCAAAGCCACCACUCACGAAGUGAUGGCGCCCAAGAAAAAGCACCUGGAGUACCUGGUGUCAGCCACCAAUACCACCAACGUGAACAUCCCGCAAAUGGCUGACACACUGUUUGAGCGAGCCACCAAUGCCAGCUGGGUGGUCGUCUUCAAGGCCCUCGUCACCAGUCAUCACAUGUGUGUCCACGGCAAUGAGAGGUUCAUUCAGUACUUGGCCUCCAGGACAUCCUUGUUCAACCUCAGUAAUUUUAUCGACAAAACCGGCUCUCACGGCUAUGACAUGUCUACAUUCAUCAGACGGUAUGGACGAUACCUGAACGAGAAAGCCUUCGCCUACCGCCAGAUGGCUUUUGAUUUCACCAGAGUCAAGAAGGGUGCUGAUGGUGUGAUGAGGACCAUGACCACUGAGAAGCUGUUGAAAGGCAUGCCUGUUCUGCAGACUCAGAUUGACACACUCCUGGAGUUCGAUGUUCAUCCCAAGGAGCUGAACAACGGGAUCAUCAAUGCUGCAUUUCUGCUUCUCUUCAAGGACCUGGUCAAACUGUUUGCAUCCUACAAUGACGGAAUCAUCAACUUAUUAGAGAAAUACUUCAAGAUGAAGAAGAGUGACUGUAAGGAGGCCUUGGAGAUCUACAAGAGGUUCCUGACCAGGGUGACAAAGAUUGGAGAAUUCAUGAAGCUGGCCGAGACAGUUGGAGUUGACAAAAACGACAUCCCUGACAUCAACUACGCUCCCAGCAGUAUCCUGGAGAGUCUGGAAACACACAUGAACGGUCUGGAGGACACAAAGGGUGGAAAGAAGGGUGAAGGGUCUCCAACAAAGGGGUCUCCGACAAACAAUGUGUCCCCAACAUCAACCCCAGCCAAAUCUUCAAACGCUGUUCCCACACUGCAGCCUCCUCCUGGGGAGAGUGCUGCUGCUGCCGCUGCUCCUGAGCCAGCUGAAGAUUCCUUGUUGGACCUGGAUCCACUGUCUUCCUCGGGUCCCUCGGGACAAUCAGCUGCCCCCACGUCUUGGGGAGAUCUUCUUGGAUCAGAUGCCUUUGCAACACCUGCUCCUGCCACUGAGGCCUCUGCCACCGCAGCUGAAGGUGGGGCUACCGCCACGUCCACCCCAGCCGCCAACGCUGGAGCUGACCCCUUUGCUCCCUCAGAAGGUAGCACCAGCGCAGAGUCUUCAGGUCUAGACCUUUUCGGCAUGAUGACAGUGGAUAAUAAUAACCCCGGUAGUUCGCUGGAUGCCUGUUUUAGCUCUGUGGUGCCUCAGCCCUCCCCCUCCCCAUCCCCUUCACCACUCUUCACCUCCGCAUCCAGCACCAUCACCACCACUGCAACCAUUUCAGCUCCCAUAGUCCCCAGCGCCGCCAACCCUCCGACUGACCUUUUCAGCGAUCUCUUUGAUUCCAUGCCAGACACAGGCUUCACCAAAGCAGACCCCACUCCCAAUCUUGACUUGUUUACAGCAGCGGAUGUGUUCAGCUCCCCUGCCCCCAUCCUCUCCUCCGCACCCCCACCCAAAACUGACACGGGAGCCAUCAUGAGCCUGUUUGGUGAGUCCACAGGAGGAGAUGCCACAGCUGCUGCUGCUCCUGCUGCCCCCGGUGCUGAGCUUAUGUCAGUAUUUGAUGGACUAGGAGAUGUAAUGAAGCCCACUGUCACCCCUCAGACGGGUGAUGUUGACACCUCCAUGGCUAAAAUGGCAAGUAAUCUCACAAUGGGAACCGCAGCGGCCCCUCAGGUAGCUCCCCCCAGUUGGGGUGCUCCCAUGACCGUACCCAUGGGUGUCCCUACUUUUAUGGGGACUUACCCCAGCUUCAGCAUGCCUGGAGCUCCCAUGAUGCCCAUGGCCAGACCAGGCUUCCCAGCCAGUGGAGCAACCCCCGGAGCACCGAUGUCUCCUGGAGUGGCCCAGAGCCCAAGAAAGCCUCCACCACCAAGGAAUGCUCUGGAUGACCUCAACAUCAAGGACUUCAUGUAGACUGGCUGACCUGUAAACCCCCAAGGUUUUGUCAUUGUGUCUGGAGCUCUGUGGAUGUGGAUGUCUGCACUUCCCCACUGCCUUCCCUUCAGUCAUGCCCCAUUCCUUGCAUCCAACCAGCCAUUACAUCUUCGAUCUUUGCCCUCUGACCUCCUACCAGCUGCGACCCCUAAUAAAACCUGCCCUCCUUAUCUAAUGUUGUAGCACAACUGUGAAUGUGAACCCUAGAUACAGAAAAACAAAAUUCAGUGUAUGUGUGUUUGGGUGUGCGUGUAAUUCAGUGUUAACCUUUACUUAAUAUACUAUGGAAAAAUGAACAAAAAAAAUUACUAAAUGUGUAUUUAGAUUCAUUCUGGAUCAGCUGACUUGAAAUGGUGGAUAUAUGUUGGUUUCUUUGCGCAUCUCCCAGACGAGGACUGUGUUGUUAAAUGUGGACUGUGUUCGGUGUAUGUAACUUCACUGCACCCCCACUCCUACUCCUCUACCCCAGUUGUCCAAACAAAUACUGAGCUAUGUUUAUGUCAUUAAAAACUUGGUUGUACCUA
Messenger RNA from Micropterus dolomieu (smallmouth bass), 3087 nucleotides. RefSeq names its product clathrin coat assembly protein AP180-like. Gene Ontology annotation, biological process: synaptic vesicle budding from presynaptic endocytic zone membrane; clathrin-dependent endocytosis; clathrin coat assembly. Lineage: Eukaryota; Metazoa; Chordata; Actinopteri; Centrarchiformes; Centrarchidae. Gene Ontology annotation, cellular component: clathrin-coated vesicle; synaptic vesicle; clathrin-coated pit. Gene Ontology annotation, molecular function: clathrin heavy chain binding; SNARE binding; 1-phosphatidylinositol binding. The record is from RefSeq and is a predicted model, not a curated record. The coding region runs from base 488 to 2542 and encodes 684 amino acids. The transcript is spliced from 26 exons.